Symbiodinium natans is the source of this 12570-nucleotide messenger RNA. The record is from the annotation of a GenBank genome assembly. NCBI's taxonomy places the organism in Eukaryota, Dinophyceae, Suessiales, Symbiodiniaceae.
AUGUCCACACGUGAUAGCAUUGGGAGCAGUGAGUCUAGCGAUAGUGAUGUGUUAGGAACAGGGAAUAGAUUCCUCGAGGACCAGGUCACUGCGGUCAAUCAGGAUGUGGCCGCCGUUGAUAGUCAUGUGAGAAGCAUAGCCGACGCCGAGACCAUGAGCUUCAUCGACGACGGACGGAAUAGUGGAAGGACAGGAGUGGAGAUGGAUAAUAAUGCUGAUAGAGAUCGCCUCGGCCUCAGAUUGUCAGGACCGCUUACUGUAGACGUUAGGUCGAGCGCUGCGGAUAGUAUGUUAGUGCCAGGACCACCCCCAGGACUGACGGAUAGAAACUUGGAGAUUGUGGCGACGAUGGAUAGAAUAGGGAGAUCGGAAGGACUGGGCUAUGCCGGGAUAGCGGAUAUGUCAGGCACUCAGGGGAAUGACGCAGGCGAAGGAUUGCGGGAGCUGCUUGCUAUCCCAUCAAUCGCCGAUAGAGGGGAUGCCGUAAUGCAGCUCAGCAUGCUUGCAAGCAGUCCUGUAGUGUUUGAUCCAGUUAUGGGAGCUACAGAUUUAAAUGAGUAUAGGGCCGGAAGAGGUGGGAUAGAAGCGGGAAACGCUAGGACUCCGACGCUUGCUAUCGAGGAUCUGGCUGGAAUAGAUGGAAGGAUGGAAGAGGGACCGUUCGUCAUCCCCUCCGAGCCUGUGUCCCACGGGACGAAUUACGAGUCAACGGGAGGUGCCAAGGGAAUCACUGGUUCCAGGUUAGAAAUGGCGAUCGAGGACAGAGUGGAUAGCCUUGCAGUGUCAUCAUCGUCGGAUCAUGAUAGGACGAUCAGGAGGAAUGAUGAUGGAAUAGAUGCGAUGAUGCCUAGUGGCGAGCUCGGUGCUGAGGGCGAUCGAACGAGAAGUGCGGAUAGCGGACAUUGGAUGGGCAGAGGGAAUGGAGAUGAUCUCGUUCCAGGAGUGUAUUCGAAUAGUGCGACCAUGAUUGGGAAUGUCGGUGCCGAUCCUACAGACCUGGAGUUGAUAGCUAAGGGAUCGUCAGCGGUAGCGCAGAACGUGAUCAGUGAGAGCGAUGAUAGAGCACUGUCUGUAUUUUCAUCUACAGGUCUCUCGGAGGCAUCACCAGGCGGGAACGUUGAAGCGUUGAAAGAUGUGGGGAUGGGUCAGACUACGACGAUCGGAAUAGAGUGGGGAUCCCAUGGAAUCCGGAGUACUCUCGAGGAAACGGGGGUCAUCACUGACGUGGACUUUGCGAAGUUCUUCACAGAUCAGGGACCAGGAGAGCCUGGAUCAACGCCCAUGACGAUGCAAUCGGAUUCGCAGGCCGUUAAGGAGAUGAACCAGAUAGCCGAGAGCGUCCCCGCAGCCAAGAAGUCGAAAUCGACAGAAAUUGGGGGACCGAUCCAUCAGGCAGGAAUGAUCACCCCGGAUCAGGGUAGCGAGGGAUGGGGCAAUCGAUCCCCGGCUCCACGAUCUCCUGGGAUAGGUGGGCAGUACGAACAUUUCGGGAUCAAUACUCCUCCUGAAGGACGAGGCAGGAACGAUGAGAUGAGGGCAACAUCAUCCCCACCCAGGCGGGCAAAGAUGAGAGCUCCUGCUGAUCCGGACAAGUCGUCGUUGGGAGAGAUAGAUGGCAGGAUAGAUGACUUACAGACGGUGGUUGUGGACACGCAGACCGACGUAGCCAAGCUUAAGGUGGCAAGCGAAUGUGCAAGUGCAAUUGCUAAUAGCUCAGCGGAAAAGGCGGACGUCGUGAGCAAGAGAUUGAUGGAAUGCGAGGAGGAGGUGAAGCACUGGAAAGGAUGGAUAGAGUCGCAGCAGAUAGAUACCAAGACAACGCUGUCGCAGGAGUUGAAAGAGAUGAGUCGGAUCAUGGACGGGAGCAUCAGCGAGGAUAGAAUGGACGAUGCAAUGGCACCGCAACUGACCGAGGGAGCCAUGCAGCUCGCACGGAGAAUGAGACGGCAGGUUGAGAACGUGAAGGUGCUCAAGACCUCUGUUACGACUAGAUUGAAGGGAGUGGAGGAACGAUUGUCCACGGCGGAGCAUUCCACUGACGCGGCCAAACAGAGUACCGGGACGAAGAUCACCACAUUAGAGACAGGAUUGAACGAGGUGAGACGUGGCAUAGGUGUAGUCUUCUCGAGCAUGCAAAUGCGACACGAGAAUGGAACAUGGAAGAACGAGAGACUGGAUAAAGUAGAGACGGUUUUGAAUAGACAAUGGGACCAGAUCAAGAUAGCGGGCGAGGAACUAAGGAAGCUGAAGUCCAAGGGGAGUCAGAAAGCCGGAACAGAUACGGCAUCGUCGUCCCAUUGCCACAGCCAAGGAAAAGGUCCUGGAUGCGGAUGCAGAGAACCUGGCGAGGGUCACGGCACGUGCAUAGAUGGGGCAGUGCGGGGCGAAACCAAGAAGCUGAGUGAAGUGGUUCUGGCGCAGAAGGAACACAUAAUGACCGUCGCGAGAGAGGUGAUAAAGAACCGCAAAAGCGUGGCUGAGAUUGUGGCGAACAUGACAAAGGUUCACAAGACUUGCGAGAAUGUCGCGGCAAGGACCGAUCGGAUGGAUGAGAAGAGAAACGGAGAACAGGCCUGGGUGAAGGAUACCGUGCGAAAGAUGGAAAAGACAAUGGAGUCAAUGUCGAGCCGUAUGAUAGAUGAGCAGAAGAGAGUCACGGGCGAAUUUAUCCUUGUCAAUGCUCGAAUUGAUGAGAGCGCACGGAACGAAGGGGUAGGCAAGAUGCGAGGAAACAGCGCGGAGAUAGGAAAGCCACCGACCAUGUCACGCGGACGAGAUAGUCACGGUGGGAGUGGGGGAGCCGACGGAAGAGCCAGGAGCGACAAUGCCCGAGGAAUAGAGGCUUCGAGGCCGGAGUCGGCAGGUCCUGUGGUAGAUCGAAGGAUUGAGAAUAGAUGCAUUGUGUUAGAACAGCAGGUGACCAAGAUCACUAGUCAAUUGCAGGGGUUGACCACUGUGAAUGAGCGGAUCGUGAGGGAGAACGCUAGCCUGCUCAGUGAGAUAGAAAGCAUGAAGGGGGAGAACAAAGGAGUGACAGAGUCGGUGAAACGAAACGAUAGCAUUAAAGCAGAGCUGGAUAGCAUGUGGCAUAGAAUCGGUGAGAUCGGCAAGCAAAGCUCCGAGUACGCCAUGCCAGCGCCGGGUGCGGGAGGAUAUGCAGGGACAGGACUUCCGAGGCCGCAGAGUGGACGCGAUCAUGAGGGGGACGAUGCCAGAUUCAGGAAUCCGGUAGGAGGAGGAUACAGCAAGUUUAAGGACACCAGAGGGAUGGAGAAAUGCAACGAGAUAUCGAUAGCGAAGGAGCCAUCAUCCGGAGAAGUAGGACUGUGGCUGGGCGAUGUGGCACAUACCGCGAAGGCUGCGUAUCUGUAUGAUGGGGACUAUGCAUACACGCAGGUACUGAAGGUACGCGAAAGGAGCGAAGCGAUGAUAGACAUGGAACUCAAGUACCCUGCGCUAGAGAACCAGCUGUUUAGCGGAUUGAAGAGAGCAAUAAAGUCAGAGUCAUUGUCAGCGAAGGUGAAGAUGGAGAUGUACAAGACUCAGCAAGUGGGAGAUGGAAAACCGAUGACGGCCAUGAGAUUGCUUACGCUGAUAGUAAAGCAUGUUGAGAUCCCGAUAGCUAAAGAGAGUCAGGUGCUGUACGAUGGUCUGAGCAGCACGAAGGUUAUGCAUUUCCCGGGGAAGCCCGAAGAGGAGGCACUGGAGGAGUUCAUGACUAGAUGGGAUCUGGCGCACACGAACCUUGUAGGGCUGAAAGGCAAUACCUGGAGCGAGCAACAGCUGGGAUGGAUGUUGCAUUCGAAGGUGCAGAGAGUUCAGGUGCUGAACCACGAUAUUGAGGCAUGGAGAGUGCUUCCGGACGAGGCCAAGACGCACACCUGGUUGCGAAAGAGAAUCAAGGAUAGACUGGAGAUGUGGAGAGCGGACAAGAACAUAGACGAGGCCUCAAUGCGGGUGAGUCGACAGGCGUUCACGAGUGGAUAUGCCGCGAUGCCGGCUCAGCAGGGAUCAUAUAGAGCGGAAGAGGUCCUCAAGAAGGUAUAUGCGGCCAUGCCUGUGGUACGACAAGGGGAUGAUAGCGCCGAAGGACACACAGCCGACAAGAUGGUACGAAAGUGCAAAAACGUACACAAGAAGGGGUAUGUACAUGAUGUGAAACGAUAUCCCGUGAUUGAGGAGGCAAAGGCAAGGCUACGAGGAAUAUCCCUAGCCGAAGAGGUCGUGCUGGACAUACUUGCCGGAGAGCAAGGCGAGGAAGGUAAGGAUGCUUCAAGACUGGCUGAUAGGAUAGUGGAGGAAUGCAGGAGAAUAGGUAUAGUCGACGAGAGAUUCCGCGUGGAUAGUCGAGAGGAUAGUCAACCGGCGGCGUCUGCACAGCAUUGUUUGCCAUCGGUAAUGAGACGAUGGAUGAUAGACUCGGGGUGCGCUAUGGAUCUGAUAGCAGAGGCAGACCUCACCCAGGAUGAAAAAGAUAUGGCUAUUGAGGCGAAGAAAGUGCGGUUCAACACCGCCAACGGCAACACCACGUCAAAGCAAGAAAUAUGCAUGGAUAUUCAAGGGAUGCCUGAGACGAUGAGGAUUAGAAUGCUCGAGAGUACUCCCGCUGUUCUAUCGAUGGGGAGGAGAUGUAUGAAAAUGGGAUAUUCGUUCCAUUGGCUGGCGGGCGCGAACCCCGUGUUCGUCAAGCCUGAUUCGAGCUUGAUAGUACUGAAAGUCAUCGGGGAUAUCCCAUACAUGGUGGAUAGAAUGUCAACGGUCGUUAGUGAAAGUGAGCGGAGUGACUAUCACAUCUAUCCUGCUAUGCCAGCGCCUCUUGCGAUUGAAUUGCCCGUGCGAGGAAAUUCCAGUCCGAGGAGGAUCGGAGAGAAACAGGAUGAAUGUAGUCCCAAAAGCGUGGACUCGGACACGGAUAGAGACAUCGAAGAGGAACCGAUAGGAAAGGCCGCCAACGACGACGGGAGGCUACUAGACAAGUGGAUGUUAACGGGUAAUAAGGCGGUGUGUUUCCACAACAAACCAAGAACGAAGGCUUGCGAUCCAUGGUUUGAGACACUGAAAUUCCCAGAGAUACAUGCACUUGUACCGCGAUUCGCCGAGCGGUGUAGAUCCAAACGUGUGUACGAAGGUGGCAAAACCGUGGCGGAAUGGAUAGACUGGGUGGAUAAGUGCAAUGAGGGAGAGAGUAGAGACGCGGAGAAGGACUUAUGGACAGGCAAGACCAUGUUCAAGAUAGAAGGGCUCACAUUCGAAGGAGCGGAUGCAGGAGAAGCGGUGCAGAGCGAUAGCGCGAAGGUGAGAAAACAUAUCUUGAAUAGAAUGGCUGCGGACGAAAACGCGGGGCUAGAUGACUUGAUGAUGAUGCUGGACAAGAACAUCGGUACCGGUGGCGAGGCAGAGACGCUAGUCGAGAUAGCCAGGUCGAGGAAUGGACCGGAGAGGUGGGGAUACUCAUUUAUCAGUUGGGCACAGAAGCAGGAAUGCCGUGACGACGAUAUCAUCAUACUGCGCGUGUGCAUGCUUGUGGUGAUAGGAAAGGCACGUCACCGACGAUUGAGAGCCCCAACGAUGUGUCUCAUUGAGCAGCCCCAGGACCCCGAGACGUAUUGGGAUGAUACGCCAGAAGGGGGAUACGCAUCAUUGUGGGCGACAGAAGAAUGGGAUAGGACGAGUGCCAUCCUAGGAACGAAGCUGUUCAGUUUUGAUCAGGGACCGAUGGGACACUCUAGGAAAAAGCCGACAACGAUAGCGACUGACGCAGAGUUGAUAGGAUGGGCGGUCAAUCUUAGAGGACCAGGGACCGGAGCGACGAACGAUGGCAAUGAUAGAAGCAAGGGCGAGAUGAGCGAGUCACAAAACUGGUCGGAGUGGGCGCCGGGAUUAGUGCGAGCCAUCAAGGAGACUAUGCGUAAGCACCACCGAAUUUCAUCAGUGGUCGAAAAGGGGAUAGACGAGAGGAAUAGGGAGACAACGACAGAACAAGACGAUGGUGACGGUCGACUGAGAACGACGUUCUACUGCGCCGCGUGUAAGGCCGAUUCAUCCGGGGUAUGCGGUUUUUGUGAAAGAGCUUUGAGUCCUGAGCAGAUUGAGGCGGGGCAAAGCGCACGCAAUAUGACGGAUGCGGAGUUUCAGCUCAUCCACGGAAUGAAGAAGAGUCCGGAUGACGACCUAAGGAUCGCGGAGCAAGUCGUCGCUGUACCCGGCGAGGAAGAAAGCGCCGAAAACGGAGGCGAAUUGGAUGAUGAUAUAGAUUUGCCAGGAAUAGCCGAUGAAGAACAGGCUAGAAGAGGAGUGGGAGAGCCUCAGAAGGAUGAUAGCGCCGGUGACAUGGGAGAAGUGGAACAAGCAAAGGCAGAAGACGGACCUGCGGAUCAGGUUCGAGUUGCGGAUAGAAUUGGCGAAGGGAUAGGGUCGAGCAAAACUGUGAGCAUCCGGAGAGCAAGAUACUCACCGGAGUAUGCAAAAUCGACGGAACAUUUGCUCACGCAUCUCCCAAAGAACAUGCACUGCGUUGCUUGUCGACAAGGCAAAGCAAUAAACGUCCCCUUCAACAGGGGCGAAGGCAUCACAGACAAGGGCGCCGAGAAGUUCGGGGAGAGGGUCACUGCUGACACGAUAGUUCUUCGCAGCAACAAAGACAAGGGAAUCCGCGGAGAAAACAAUGCAAUCGUGAUGUUCGACUUCAAGACACAGUGGAUACACUGCACGCCCGUAAAGUCCAGGGGAACGGAUGAGUUUGUGCGAGCUAUCAAUGAGUUCCGAGGCCCAGAUAUGGUAGUGCAUCUGUACGCAGACGGAGCCGGUGAAUUCUCAAAAGCCUGCGACGUCAUAGGAACUUGCAGGGCGACUUCUACACCCGGAUUACCCCGAACGAAUAGCAUAGCGGAGCUCAAGGUCAAAGAAGUAAUCUACGGUGGCAGAGUAUUGCUGAGACAAGCAGGACUAGAACCGAAGUGGUGGCCGUACGCUGUGCAGACGUUCUGCUUCCAUAGGAACGUACAACAAGUGGACGGGGUAAGCCCGUACGGGAAAAGACAUGGCAACGAGCAAGACAAAGUGAAACUGAUUCCUUUCGGGGCACUUGUUAACUACCUCCCCAUUGCCGAAAAGCCUAGAAAAGCUGGCAAAGAGGACGCGGCCCUGCUCGAACGGGGGGAUCCUGAAAAUGACGCUCUUGAGAUUCUCGGAGCUGAUGAAGAUGUUUCGAGCAUGGCCUUGCCCUCUGAAACGAAGGAAACUAAAGAACAACGCUUGCAAAGGGAGGAAGAGCUGAGAGAGAUCGAUAGACGUGCGCUCGACAUGGUCAUGACGCAGGACUUUGAUGUGCAGCAUGCAAAGGACAUCAUCCUGAAGUUCACUUCGGUAGAAAAAGGAAUAGCGAAGAAUUCGCGGAGCAUGGCCACCGGUAGAGGGUUCAUAGUCCUGGGGCUGUAUGCGUACGGAGGAAAGGUUGGCGUUACGAAUAGUGCCAAAGAGUAUCCGGGGAUAGCCAUGGUGUGCUGCGAGCUGAUAGCAAAAUGCUUCCCAGAAGCUACUUUUACAACGGUGAUUGUGUCUGUCGGAACCAGGAUGGGGCCUCACAAGGACAAGUUUAACGAGAGCCAGACAUACAACUUUGUUGUACCGGUAAGCGAGAGGGCGGGCGAAGCUAUGAUCUGGACAGAAGAGGAACAGUGUGCGAGUGAGGGUGGCAAGGCCGCCGGGAUAGAGAAAGAGGUGCUUCCGGGAAAAUGGAUAUGGGGAAGGACUCGGAAGGUGGAUAGUGGGCUAAAGUUCAAUCCAAGAGUUUGGCAUGCUACCGAAGAUGCCUUGGCGCCGGAGGAUAGAGUGAUAGCGGUGGGAUAUACCCUGGCAGCGGGUAAAAAGGCAUCUGUGGACGACAAGUGGAAGUUGAUGAGGCUGGGCUUCAGAUUGGAUGAGCACUUUGCGACAUUAGCGGAUGGCUUAUGCCAGGCAGCGUGUGCAGACGAUGGUGGGGAUGGGGAAGAAUAUGUAGAUCACGACGCCGAGGAAGAGCAAGCGUAUGCCAUGGCAUCCAAGGCGAAGUUCGACACUCCGACAUCACCCGGAUUGUUCCUAGGUUACGCGCUCCAACCAGGGGGUGUUCCGAGCGGAGACUAUAUAGUGGUUGAGCUGGCGCACCUGUAUCACGGAUGGACGGUACCGUCGAUACACCGCGUGAAGAGGAUAGUACUUGACGAGGAGAUGCCCAACUACUUCCCGAUGCAAGCUGUGGCUGAUAGGAAGUCGAGAAUCAUGACAGCGACUCGAGCUGAUGCCCUGGCCAGAUUGGAACUGGAGAGAGAGGGGCAGCAAGGAGAGGAGACGGAGGAAAUCUUCGCAGAGGAGAGAAGGGUACGAGCCGAUGUGAUGAGACAAAUUAAGUGCGACGAUCAGCAUCUUCAAAACGGGGAUUUCUGGGAACAUGAUGAGAUAGACCAUUCGUGGACGCUUCAUCACAUCUUACCCCGAAAGGAGCUGUGUACCCCAGGCGAGGAGGUCAAAGGUACAGGUGGCCCCGGGGAUAGAGAGCUGGGUCCAAGGAGGCGAACGUGGAUAGUGUACGCCGAUGGUACAUCGGAGGUGCUGGAUGAGGAUAGAAUGAAGGGCAAGAAGAAGAUCACCAAGAAAUGGACGGGGUGCACUACGUUCUGGGAAAAGGGGGAGCCUGAGGGAGAGAUAGAUGAUGAAGCCAAGGAGCGGGCGCGGGGAGAGAAGGCGACGGGUAUACGGGGGGUGGGUUUAGACUACGAACAAGACAUGCCCAGAAUAGAGCGGCCGUACGCGAGAUCUCACAAACCCAACUCCAUUUCGUCAGCAGAGUGGAAUAGGAUGAGCCCGGGACAGCGACUACGUUAUAUCGAGGGAGACAAAGAGAGGAUCAUCAGAGGAGAGAGGCCCCCUUCGGCCGUUCGAGGGCAAGAGGAAAUAGGACCGCGUCCCGCAGAAAUUGGAGUUCGAGAAUGGAUGGAGAAAAUCACCGACCAUGGCCAGGAAUUCUCACCGCCGGAGUACCGAUGGGAUCCCCCACCGGGAAUGCCUGAGGGUGGCCGAGUAUGGGCAGUAAGAAACAAUCGCGCCACAUCCUACCGAUUCUAUGGCGGAAGGGACAAAAGACGGCUUGAGCUCUGGUGGAGGGUCACUCGGAGCGCUAAUACUGGAGAGGUCUUAGAAUCCAUUGAGUACGACUCUUGUAUACAGGCAGAGAUGAUGCGCAAUAGAGGGAGAUACCGAUUCGUUGUGCCCAGGGACAUCAUCACGGAGUUCUGGUACAUCCCCGACGGAGGAGAAGACCGACGAAUCAGGGAUAGAGGAGAAUCAGCAGAACCUGCUGCACCGGCGUCCAGGAUGGGGGAUACUGAGGAGGUUACGAAAACCAUCAACCAAUUGUGCAGCACAGCUGGAAUAGCGCGAACGCCGUCCGACAACAUCGUUGGGGAAAUGAUGAGGGAGUUGGGCGAACAGCCUAAAGUGCAGAUCAUGGGGGUCGGAAUAGAAGAGAUCGGGGGUAACGGAGGUGAGAACGUAUCUUGGAUAUCGGGGGAAGGAUGCGUGAUAGGAGAGGGUGUGACGGAUGUGGUCAUUGCUAUCGAUGCGUCUAGCGACGGCAUGAGGACAGAGGUUGAUCGGAAGGCAUCCGGGUGGAGACGUGAGGAAGGCCUAGAUAGUACGCGAGAGGCUCGAGAAAGAGUAUUUGGCAAUGUAGAAAAGGUUAUCACAGACGCCAACAGCAGAGGAAUAGUGGCCACGAUCAUCUGGAUAGGCGGUAAAAGUCGAAUGGCUGACGAGACCAUUGUUCGAAUGGCGCUUGCCUGGGACAUGUGGAUAGUGCGGAGUGAUGGAUGCAUGCUGGGUAUGCAUGACGGGGUAGACGCGUCGUGUUACAUAGGAGUCGUCACACCAUGCAUGAUGAAUGCGAUCGCGGCGGACAUGUUAGCAUGCGAUCACAUGCCAAGGGAUCAUGACUUGAUGUCGCGCAUAGUGAGGACAUCGGACGCGAAAAUAGACGUACGGCGAGAGCAGGAGGGUAAAGCGAUACGCGAAAUGAUCAAGGUGAUAAAGGACGUGAUAGACAUCUGCGGCGAGGAAGAGGGUGAUUCGGUGUCGAUGGCAUGUGAAGAACACGAGGGAGACUAUCUCGGAUAUAGCAGUGGUAUGGUGACACUGGACGUGGACUCCUUGGCACAGCUGGAAAAGGGAACGAUUAGAGGCGAUGAGAACUAUGCUGCUGCGGCGGCCGAGGAUGGGGCACCAUACAUCAGUCGUGAGGAGACCAGAUGGAAAAGAUGCAUAGUUAUGAACAAUCCUGGCCGAGAGGCAAUGGGGGAGAUCUUCGGACCCCGAGCGAAACACAUACAAGACCUGCGCGUGAUCCUGGUCGACGGCGACGACAUAGGCAAGGUUAUGAUGAUGAAGCCGAACAGUGGGAGACAUGAACGGCGACGGAUGGAUAUAGUGCUGAUCGGGGAGAGGGAGAACAGCGACACAGAUCGACGCCACGACCAAGAUAGAGAGGAAAGCUCCGGAUUCGACGACCAGAGCGAUGUGUUUGACUCGGAAGGAUGGACGCUGUCAGACUUGGAAGAGGAACGGGAACCGGUGGAUGAGGCAUUCUUCAGGGCCGGACACGCCGAAACCAUUAACCUCGAAACUAUGGAGAAGGGCGAAUGCAACAUAGUCAUGUGGGAGGCAGAGAGAAACGCACUAGUCCUCGAACUAAAGGACGACAUCCAUGUUCCACUGAUAGGAUACACCUGGGUUCGUACUGGGAUAGCGUAUCCGGAAGAUCCUGGCACCAGUGUAAGAGUGUCUGCGCUCGGGCAGCUUGUGGCAGAAACCAUGUGCGACGUCAUAGGAUACGAGGUACCUAGCUUGAUCCUCACGUCGAUGACGCUUUGCUUCGCAUGCUUCAUGAACAAGCAUACUACACCCGUUGAUAAUUUGAUCCGGCAGGGUUAUCAGACUGAAGACGAGGAGUAUGGAGAUGGAAUAGUCGCAGUCCCUGCUAUACAGGUGGAUGCAGAUCAAGAGGAUAGUUGGGAAGAGGUUGCGGAAAAUGAAAUGUGUGAUAGCAUCGACGAGACAGUGGGAGAGUGUGAGCCACUGAUGGCCACAAUCAUAGAGGACGAAGAGGAGGACAUCGAGGAAGUUUUCGGACUUGUCGCUAGACCCGUGACGAAGGCUGAGAGGGCGAUCAACCCCAAGGCUCGGGCAGCGCUUGAUAAAGAAUGGAAAAAGCUGAUGGAUCAAGUGGUCUGGAUAAUGGAGGAGGUGCGUUCGUGGAAGGACGUUCAACGGGAGGCAAUGGAUAGAGGGGAAAUAGCUCAUGUAGGUCGUAUCUUUGACAUCUGUGUGGAAAAGAACUGGGAGCUUGCUGAAGACGAUCCUCUUAGAAAGUAUAAGGGGAGAGUUGUGUUUGAGGGAUGUCAUGUCAAAGACCAGGAGGGAAAGUGGGCCAUCUUUCAGGAAAUCACAUCAUGUCCCGCGACACUUGAGGCAGGCAAGAUGGCGGAUGCCUAUGGGAUGCUGCCAGGACAUGACAUCGAGAUGUCGGACGGUGAGUCGGCAUACACGCAGGCGCUGUUGGGGGGGCCUAAAACAUGGAUACGGAUCCCGAGGGAUAGGUGGCCAGAUGAAUGGGAGGGCAUAGACGACCCCGUGGUGCCACUGAGACUAGCUUUAUACGGGCAUCCGGAUGCCGGGGGGUUCUGGGAAAAGCACUGCGAAAAGGCCGUGACUGAGGUCGGCUUCGAAUUCCUCUCAGAUUGGCCUAGUGUGUUCUUCCAUAAGGAGCUGAAGCUGAUGCUGGUGAUCUACGUCGACGACUUCAAGCUUGCGGGGCCCAAAGAGAACUUAGCGAUAGGAUGGGAGAAGCUGGCGAAGAGAAUCAAGCUCGAAGAGCCACGAAGUAUGGGCAGAUACUUGGGAUGCUUGCACACGGCUAGCGCGAUACCUUUUCGGUCGCCGUUUGAGCCGAGACACGAGUGGACGAAGAUCAUCGAGCCCAAGAAGGAACCGCCUAAUUUCGUGGGGAAGGCCGAGGCGAAGGAAGAUAGUCCAGAUGAGAUCAGGAUCCUUCGAUAUGAUGUUACCGAUUUCAUGAAGCAGUGUGUGGAUAGAUAUCAAGAGUUGUGCUCGACGGCAUAUCCUAAGCCACUGGAUAAAGCUAAGACCCCAUAUCUCGACGAGAGCCGCCCAGAGUUCGACGAGAACCCAGUAGACGACAAGGUGAACGAAAUUAUGGGGAUAGCCAAGUACGAGCUGCCGGAUGAGGGGCCGGGAGUGUUGAAAGAGCACGCCCCUGCGGUACUCAUGAAGAUCUUGUAUGGGGCCAGAGUCGGAAGGUAUGACCUACUGCGACCAGUACAGGUUCUGGCGUCGAGGCUGACGACCUGGACACAUCUCUGUGACAAGAGAAUGCAUAGACUGAUCUCAUACAUCAACGAGACGACCACAACGAGCCUCUACGGAUGGGUCGGGGAUAGGAUAGGAGACAUCCGUCUUGUACUAUACUGCGACGCCGAUCUUGCCAGCGACAAGAACGACCAUAGAACGAGAACAGGCUAG